CAAAAGUGUUUCUUCGCUCGAAUCUCUGGUAGAUAUCGGGUUACUGGACUGGUCGCCUCUUGAUCAACCUUGAUGUUUGCCAGUCAAUGUUAAGGGUAUAUGUCUUGAGUUCUUUUCCACUAUUCUUCUUUUAUUCUUGUUUGUUUUCUCCCAUAAUCUUCCCACGCUCUUUCGAGGUUGUGUGGAGUUUGGGCGUGUUAAGAUACCCUGGGAAGAAGACUACCCUUGUACACUGUUGUUCCUUCAUUUCCAAGUUUACACCAUGAUGGCUAUGAUGAUUAGACCCUGAGAGAUACCAUUGAACAUAAAUAUCAAGAAAUAUAAUAAGACCGGAGUCUUACAUUGACAUACACAAAUC
Messenger RNA from Aspergillus wentii DTO 134E9, 358 nucleotides. RefSeq lists its product as uncharacterized. Lineage: Eukaryota; Fungi; Ascomycota; Eurotiomycetes; Eurotiales; Aspergillaceae. The transcript is spliced from 2 exons. The record is from RefSeq and is a predicted model, not a curated record. The coding region runs from base 87 to 266 and encodes 59 amino acids.